Messenger RNA from Funneliformis geosporum, 585 nucleotides. The record is from the annotation of a GenBank genome assembly. NCBI's taxonomy places the organism in Eukaryota, Fungi, Glomeromycota, Glomeromycetes, Glomerales, Glomeraceae.
AUGUUUGAUUUAAGUCUUAACACAUUUUUUUCCCCGGAUUGGGCUGAAUUCUUUGGCUCGCUCAGUGUAGCUGACGUGAUUGCGGGAAUACCAGCCUUUCUUGUGUUUUACACAGUUCUACCUAGUGCUAUAUAUACGGCGCGACAUAGAAGCAGUAAGGGAAAUUGGUAUGUUCCACCAGAACCUUCUGAUGAAUCACCUUCGAUGCAAGCCAAAUUGUAUAUUGCACAAUAUAUAUUUAACCAUCCAGGACCAGAAAUUUUUGUGACAGGAGCAUUGUUAACUGUAGUGUUAAUUACUGUUGUCAUAUAUCAUUUUGAGAAUAUUGGAAUUGUAAAACCAGCGAUCCCUCUAUCUGUUUUAUGGGGAACUACAACACUCACUACUUUAUAUUAUACAACCUCAACUCAUGAUAUUUCGCAUGAAAUAUACCUCGUGUCUAGCCUGUUAAUGUUUAUGUUAGAAUGGGCUUCUCCAAGGACACCCACGAUCACAACCACUCCUACGAAUCCUGUAACCACGCAAUAUAACGUAACUCUUCCUGCAACUCGAUCUACAGAAUCCAACCAUUCAAAAUCAGAAUAA